Molecule: messenger RNA, 471 nt
Organism: Funneliformis mosseae
Lineage: Eukaryota; Fungi; Glomeromycota; Glomeromycetes; Glomerales; Glomeraceae
Source: the annotation of a GenBank genome assembly
AUGGGUAAAUCUUCAAACCUUGUACGUAAAAAUAAAUACAUUCGUUAUAGACAACAACGAAAAUCAAAUAAAAUUUCUUAUCAAAACGAAAUAAAAAAAAAGGAAGAAGAAAUCGGGGACUUACAAGUAAAAGUCCAAGAACUUGAAAAAUUUAUCACCGAAGCCGGAGAAACGGUCAUGAGGGAAAUGACCAAAAAAGAAAACGAGCAAACCAAUCUAUUAAAAUGGAUUGAAGUAUACACAAACCAGAUCAAGAAUCUUGAAAAUGAUCUGUAUACACUUAGAUUGAGGUCUUAUACCCAAUCUACACAUUCAUCCCAAACACAACAUUCUUUUUCACCAUCACAAUCCUCACAACCUUCACAACCUUCACAAUCCCUACAACCAUUACACCCGUCACCCCCGCAAUUUCAAAGUUUGGAUGAAUAUUUCAAAUACGAAAAUACACAAAAAGCCAAAGCUCAUAUUUAG